AUGGUAUCUCGAGAUGAGAAUGCUUCAACUGUUGCAUUCACUGUCUCAGAUCCAGAAUCAGAAACACGAGGGCACAAACGAACCUUCUUGUACGUUGGGGUCACUAUUAUGAGGAGUCAAUCAACGGUUCCAGCUAUUUCUACAAUAUUACUAAAUGAUCCUAGAUCUCUUCCUUCCACAGACAGUAUCACUCUUAACGAAGUCUAUGAAGGAAAAUAUAUUAUUAACUACAUUUAUGGUUUCAGUUCUGGAGAUUUUAUUUAUUUUUUGACCACUCAAAUGAAUUCUACACAGCCUUCGAUGUACAUAACAAAAUUAAUUAGAGCCUCUCAAAAAAUUCCAUACGAGCGUUCCUACAUAGAGAUUCCAAUUGAAUGUUUUGAUGAAAAAGAAAGAAAAUAUAACUUAGCCCAAGCUGCAUUCGUCGGAGGGCCAAGUUCUGAAUUGGCACAUCAGCUAGGUAUUACUCCAAAAGACGAUGUAUUGUUUGCGAUUUUUGCUCAAAGCGAAAAGCAAACUGUGGGUUACGAAUCGAGCAAACCAAGUAAUGAAAGUGCAAUGUGCAUAUAUUCGUUGAAAGAAAUAAACGAGCAGUUCCUUAAAAAUAUGCAACGUUGCUUCAAUGGAAUAGGGGACCGAGGACUAGAAUUUAUAAUCUCACCAGAUCAAAAAUGUAAGAAAAACAACGUGUCCAUUGAUUUCGAUCCUUUGAAAGCAAACAUAAAUAUUCCUCUCGAAGGUAGCUCUCCAGUAAAGACACAUGCUUCCAUAACAUUUGAUACGCUUGUGACGGCUGUCCGCGCACAAUCAUUUCCACACGAUUUUACUGCUGUAUUUUUGGGUACAAAUACUGGUCAUUUAAAGCAAAUGGUGGUGGAAAACAAAUCCAAUGUAUAUGAAUGGAAGGAUAUUGCCAUUGAUGAAGGAUUUGCAAUAAACCCAGACUUACAUUUUGACUCGAAAACGGACCAUUUGUACACUAUGACUGAACGAAAACUGACCAAGAUUAAGAUUUCAUUUCCUAUUCCAUCAAUAUCCUCAUUCAAGCCGACACGCGGGCUCUUUGGAGAUAUCAUCAAUAUUACCAUUCAAGGUAAUAAUUUGUUUUGUUCGAGCAACGAUACCCGACAUAGUAUUGCAGUUGCUGGAAUACCAUGUAUCGCCUGUCGAUCUCUAGAUUCGACAAAAAAUGUUUCCUGUGCCCUUAAUAUAAAUUUAUCAGAACGAGAAGAAUACGAAGGUCCAAUUAAAAUUCGAGUGUAUGGCAUUAAAGCUAAAUCCGAAAAGAAUUUUGUCAUUUUUCAUCCAAAAAUUGAGAGCAUUAAUCCAUUAAGAGGCUCUUUCUAUGGAGGUAACAAACUGAUCAUUAAGGGUAAAAACUUUAAAGCUAAGAGUUCUGUAGAUGUUUACAUUGGAAAUGUAUCAUGUUCAGUACUUUAUCACGAUCAAAAUGAAAUAACUUGUAUUACUGGUCCAUCUCAUGUUAUGGAAAGUAAAAUUGCUAUAAAAUUUGAUGAAAAUUUUCGCACAUUCGACUUCAUUUACAAGUAUUUUGACACUGAUCUUGAUGAUAACCAUCGCAAUCUUACACUGAAAGGCAUUCCUGCCGGAGGACUCAAAAUUUCUAUGUACAAUAAUUUGGAGUUGAACAAGACAUCGAUUAAAAAAUUGUUUUUUCAAGUAAACAGCAACAGUCAAACUUACAAUGGUACAGAAUGUGAAGUAGAAAAUUCAACUUUGUUUACCUGUUUAUCGCCUCCUAUUCCAGAAACUGACAGCCAUUCGAAAGAUACGGAAAAUCCUCAAGUAUUCAACUACAGACUUAUGGCAUCACUCAACGGUAUGAAUGCUGGAAAGCCUUUAUUAAUCAAGUCGUCCAAGUUUUUUUUGUACCCAAACCCAGUAUUUGAGCAUUGUUUCGUAACUGAUUUCGCUGAAAACAUUAGUUUUGUUAUUAAAGGACGACAUAUCAAUAAUGUUUACGGAAUAGACGAUUUCAUUGUGAGGUCCUAA
Molecule: messenger RNA, 2013 nt
Organism: Planococcus citri (citrus mealybug)
Lineage: Eukaryota; Metazoa; Arthropoda; Insecta; Hemiptera; Pseudococcidae
Product: plexin-A2-like
Exons: 2
Coding region: 1-2013 (670 amino acids)
Biological process (GO): positive regulation of axonogenesis; regulation of cell shape; regulation of GTPase activity
Cellular component (GO): semaphorin receptor complex; plasma membrane
Molecular function (GO): semaphorin receptor activity; protein binding
Source: RefSeq, a predicted model, not a curated record